UUAAUUUGAUGGAUAACAUGAAACUGGAACCAGAAGUUCUACGACCUCUUUUGCAUAAAAUGAAUGACAUCUCGAAAAACAGACAAAUUUUUCUGGAUAACGUGAGAAGCCGUUUGGAGGAAAUUGCCGAAGAACUUUGCUCGGCAAAAUCUGCUACAAAUAGCUCCGAAAAGAUCCAGAAGUUAGAUACAAAUGUAUACAAACAACGGCUCAUAAGAUUGUCGCAAAAAAUUCAAGAUUUUAAGGAAUCUUGCCAACUGCAGACUUUGUCGCAGGAGCAAACAACUCUCGAGUCUGAAUUACGCGAAUUUGAAUCGAAUUUGCAUAAGUAUGAGAGUGCAACUGAUGGCAAUCCGACAUCUGUCACAUCUUCCAACAAGGAAAAUAAAAAGUGCAACGAUUAUAUGGGGAUCCAAGACUUCCACGCGUUAAUUGCUAAAACAGGCUAUACCGAUAACUGGAGCAACGAGGAUCACUUGCUAUUCCUGAAACUGCGGAAAAAAUGUAGCAGCAUUGCUACUCUAGUAGCCGCUCUUCGAGUCAAAUGUCCGGAUUUAACUGUGGAAACCAUAGUGAAUCACGAGGCUUGGUACAAGAUUUAUCUGAAUCUACGUGAGAAACAACGAGCAAACAUUAAAAAAUGGCGCAAGCAAAAAGAAAUAGAAAAGAUAAAAAACAACAAGAGCGAAAUAGAGAUGGAAGCCUUGGAAGAUACUUCGCAAGAAAAAAAAACUUCCAAUAUCAUAAAAAAACUUCCGAUAUGCAUGAUUGACAAAUACGAAAAAACGAAGACUUGCGAUUUCGUUGAUAUCAAUAACGCGGAUCGAAAGAAGGAAUUAAUAAAGCAGUGGAAAAUUGAGAAAGAGAAUAAACGUUUGAUUGACGAGGAACAAUCAAAGAUUCUGAUCGAAUCGAAACUCGCCAUGCUAGAAAAACGUAAGAGAGAAAGAUUGAGGAGCAUUCAAGAAGCUUUAAAGGAAUAUCGCGAGAGAAAAUCGAUAGAAAUUUCUUCUAAAGCUUCGAAAGACAACACGAGAACAGAACCAAAAUACAAUCCGAUGUUGAUCGAGGCUUUUAGGAAACAAGAUGAAGAGUAUACAAGCAGAAAGAAAAGUAUGAUAAUGAGACACCAAAAAUCGGCUCAAAAUCGGAUGACGAAGACAAGAUCAUCACAAUUAAUGAAAAAGCGAGAUUAUUCGACUGUGUUGAAUUCGACUAAAGUGUGGAGAGAACGAUGCAAAAUGCAAAAUUUUAAUACAAAUGAGCCAAAAAAAUUGCUAUAUAUUAAGGACGUUCCUCGUUUGUAUGUUCACUGGAGAAACAAAGAAUCGGGAGAUCAAGGAUGCCCUGGAAUUUUUUAAAAAUCGAUAAUAUUUUUCUUUUAAUCAAAGUACAAUUAUACGAAGAAGGAAAUAUAAAUCCAAAAAAUUGGUAUAUACUUAUGUUUAUUUUUCUUUACGAACGUACCUUUCUGUUUCUUUCAGACGAUGUACAUAAUAAAUUAUGAGUAAACGAGUGUUGAUUUUAUCCAGGAUCGCUCGUUGUAUGCGUAUAUAUUCUCGUCUUUACAAUUGUAUUAUAAAUCGCUCUAUAAAUCUCGUUAGUUUUUAUUUUCAAGAGCAGAGAAGAAG
This is a messenger RNA of Camponotus floridanus (Florida carpenter ant), 1631 nucleotides long. RefSeq names its product coiled-coil domain-containing protein 112. The record is from RefSeq and is a predicted model, not a curated record. Bases 9 to 1361 code for a protein of 450 amino acids. The transcript has 6 exons. Lineage: Eukaryota; Metazoa; Arthropoda; Insecta; Hymenoptera; Formicidae.